CCGCGGCGGCGUCAGGCCUGGAAUGCAGCUUCCCUGGGCGCGGGAGCCUGUUCGGGGUGGGGUUUCGCCCCGUCCCCUCCUCCCCCAGCCCGGGCCGGCUUCCAGCGCUUUCCGGGAGCAUUCGGGACUGCGCCGCUCGAGUUGCAAGGAGGCGCGCGGAUCCUGCGCCGCGCGCGGGCCAGGGACAAUGGCAGAGCCCGAGAGCCGGGGCGGCGAGCCGCGCCCUCCUCGCUGGGCGCACCGCGCGCCGCCUGCGCCGCAGGAACCAGGAAAGAGCGGUGGCCUGCACGUGACGGCGGCGGAAGAUGCGGAAUGCCGCAGAACCAAGGAGCGUCCGUCUAACGGGAGCAGCCGGCAGUCCUCGUCCAAGUGUUCCCGCAACAUCCCCAGGAGGCACACGCUAGGCGGGGCCCGGAGUUCCAGAGAAAUCCUGGGAAUGCAAACCUCAGAGAUGGACAGGAAAAGAGAGGCCUUCCUGGAGCACCUGAAGCAGAAGUACCCGCACCACGCCACGGCCAUCAUGGGCCACCAGGAGAGGCUGCGAGACCAGACAAGAAGCCCCAAGCUGUGUCACAGCCCCCAGCCCCCCAGCUCGGACCCUGUGGAGCACCUGUCGGAGGCGUCUGCUGAUUCCUUGGAAGCCAUGUCGGAGGGCGACACCCCGAGCCCGUUCUCGCGAGGCAGCCGGACACGCGCCAGCCUCCCGGUGGUGAGGUCGACCAACCAGACCAAGGAGCGGUCGCUGGGGGUUCUCUACGUGCAGUACGGCGAUGAAACCAAGCAGCUCAGGAUGCCAAACGAAAUCACGAGCGCUGACACGAUCCGAGCUCUCUUUGUAAGUGCCUUCCCGCAGCAGCUCACCAUGAAGAUGCUGGAGUCGCCGAGCGUGGCCAUCUACAUCAAAGACGAAAGCAGGAACGUCUACUACGAGUUGAACGACGUAAGGAAUAUCCAGGACAGAUCGCUCCUCAAGGUGUACAACAAGGACCCUGCACACGUGUUUAAUCACACUCCGAAAACCAUGAACGGCGACGCGAGGAUGCAGAGGGAAAUGGUCUACGCACGAGGAGAAGGCCCCGGUGCCUCCCGACCCGGCUCCAUGGCUCAUCCCGCCCACGCGAUCCCGAGCUCCCCGCCGUCCACACCCGUGCCCCAUUCCAUGCCCCCCUCCCCGUCCAGGAUCCCGUACGGGGGCUCCCGGCCCAUGAUGGUGCCUGGCAACGCCACCAUCCCCAGGGACAGACUCUCCAGCCUGCCCGUCUCCCGAUCCAUCUCCCCCAGCCCCAGUGCCAUCCUGGAGAGACGGGACGUCAAGCCGGAUGAGGACCUCGGAGGCAAGAACCUGGCCAUGUAUAGGAACGAGGGUCUCUACGCGGACCCCUACCUCUACCACGACGGGCGCAUGAGCAUAGCCUCGUCCCAUGGAGGCCACCCCCUUGAUGUCCCCGACCACAUUGUCGCCUACCACCGCACAGCCAUCCGCUCGGCAAGCGCCUACUGCAACCCCUCCUUGCAAGCCGAGAUGCACAUGGAGCAGGCGCUGUACCGGCAGAAACCCAGAAAGUACCCCGACAGCCAGCUGCCCACGCUGGGCGCCAAGACGCCACCCGCCUCCCCGCACCGGGUCGGCGACUUGCGCAUGCUGGACCUGCCGGCUCACGGCGCCCACGGGCUCCCCCACACCCUGCAGCCCGACCGCGCCUCGCCCAGCCGUCAGUCCUUCAAGAAGGAGCCGGGCACCUUGGUGUACCUGGAAAAGCCACGGAACCUUCCGGGCUUUGUGGACCUCGGGCCGCCCCUGGUCGAGAAGCAAGUAUUCACCUACAGCACAGCCACUAUUCCCAAAGACAGAGAGACCAGUGAGAAAAUGAUGAGACCGGCAGCCAGCAGGAGCCACACGGAUGGUGCAGGCACACCCCACAUUGCCGGCGGGAAGACCCUCGGCGCCCUGGAGCCCGCAGAGCCGCUGGGGCCACCCGUGCCCGCCGGCGCCUCGGCCGUGCACCUGAGCCUGCUGGACAUGCGACGCGGUGUGGCAGAGCUCAGACGGCAGCUGCAGCAGAUGCGACAGCUGCAGCUGCAGAACCAGGAACUGCUGCGCACAAUGAUAAAAAAGGCAGAGCUGGAGAUCAGCAGCAAAGUCGCAGAGACCAUGAGGCGCCUGGAGGACCCCGUGCAGCGACAGCGCACCCUGGUGGAACAGGAGAGACAAAAGUACCUCCGGGAAGAGGGGAGGAUUGGCCAGAAGCUAAGCGAGCUGGAGGAAUUCGUGGAUGACCUGAAGAAGGAGCCCACAGCCACGGGCCGUGCCGUGACGCUGAAAGACGUGGAGGACGGCGCCUUCCUCCUGCGGCAGGUGGGAGAAGCCGUGGCCGCCCUGAAAGGGGAGUUCCCCACCCUGCAGAACAAGAUGCGUGCGGUCCUGCGCAUCGAGGUGGAGGCCGUGCGCUUCCUGAAGGAGGAGCCGCACAAGCUGGACGGGCUCCUGAAGCGGGUGCGGGGCCUCACGGACGUCCUGACGGUGCUGCGCAGGCAUGUGACCGACGGGCUCCUGAAGGGCGCCGAUGCCGCCCAGGCCGCGCACUACAUGGCGGUGGAGAAGGCCACGGCCGCGGAGGUCCUGAGGGGCCCAGAGGAGGCCGGCGGCCCAGCCCGCGGCGACGCGAAGCCGGACGUGGUGCCCCUGACCGGGCAGCAGGCGCAGAGCCCGCCCGGCCCGCUCGCGGAGGACGCCAGGACCAGAGCCGCGGCCGUGGAGAAAGUUGAAAAGAAAUGGGAAGAGAAAAGGCCAAACCCGGACCACUACAACGGCAAAGAGUUUGAGAAGCUCCUGGAAGAAGCUCAGGCCAACAUCAUGAAGUCCAUUCCAAACCUGGAGAUGCCGCCCGCGCCGGGCCCGCCACCCAGGGGAGAGGGCACAGUGGACAAGCUGGAGCUCUCGGACUCUCCAAAUUCAGAGCAGGGGGGAAAGUCACCACCCCCUCCUCCCCCGCCCCCUCGGCGAAGCUACCUGCCAGGAACCGGGCUCACCACCACGAGGUCGGGGGACGUGGUCUACACCAGCAGGAAGGAGACCGUCACGGCCAAGGCGAGCAGCGAGGACGCCGGACCGAGCCCACAGACCAGAGCCACCCGGUGUUCCACAGAGGAGCCCGCCUCAGCCUGGACCCCGGCCUCACCAGCAGUCACUGCGUCUCCCAAGGACGAGGAGGAGGAAGAGGAAGGAGACAAAAUAAUGGCAGAGCUGCAGGCCUUCCAGAAGUGUUCCUUUAUGGAUGUAAACUCAAACAGUUUCGCUGAGCAGCCCCGGGCUGACACUAGGCCGGGCGCCACAGCCCCAGCCAAGGAGAGAAAGAGCUCGGAGCUUCCCCAUGAAGACGCGUGGAAAUCUGAGCUUGCGCGCCCGCACGGCCCCCACACGGCCUCGCCACAGGUCGCGGCAGGGGCUCUGAGCCCUGGUGGCGCCCCCAGCCGGGACACAGGCAAGAACGGUGUUCCUGAUGCGUCCACAGCUGCAGAAUCCAAACCCGACGUGUCGGGGAAGGAGAGCUCCAUACCCGGUGACGCUAGAAACUUCCAGAAACGCGCGGUGGAGGCCAGUCUCAGCGUCUCCAGCGUGAGCUCAUUAGAAGACGAGCGAAGCAAACGACCGGCCGUGGCAGGGCCGCAGCUCCCCACGCCGGGCCUGGAGCCUCAGAACUACGGAAAGACCCAGGAGAGAGAGCAAGAACGAGGGGAGCACACAGGAAGGGCCCACGUUCCCUCCCUGACCCCAGCGACAGAGCUGGCUCAAGCCCCAGGCCUGGAGGCGCCGCCGACAGGGGUGGGCCAAGUUGUCCUCAGACCCAAAGGGGCCAGGCACGUGCCCGUGCCACCCGCCGAGAACGGGGACCCGACCCCGGGCCCCCCGAGCGAGGGCAACAUCGCCUUCAUGAUCACCAGGACGGCCGUGCAGGCGCUGUCCAGCGGCGAGGUGCAGGACAUCGUGAGCCGCAAGGGGGAGGAGGUGCAGACGGUGACCAUCGACGGCAGGCGGGAGGGGCCGGGGCCCGAGGAGCCCGUCGUGUGCCUGGACAGGAAGCCCGUCAUCAUCAUCUUCGACGAGCCCAUGGACAUCCGCUCUGCCUACAAGAGGCUGUCCACCAUUUUCGAGGAAUGCGACGAGGAGUUGGAGAGAAUGAUGACAGAGGAGAAGAUAGAGGAGGAGGAAGAGGAGGAGAAUGGGGACCCCGUCCAGAGCAGUUCCGCCCCCGGGCCUGCCUCCACGGUGGCCUCAGGCACUCUGGGGACAGCACAGCCCGCCGAGAGCCCGUUCCCGCUGCCCUCGCCGCUGGUGGCAGGGAGCAGGGCCCCCAGGAAAGCCGACCUGAACGAGUCGGGCCCGGGAGACGCUCUGAGUCCCGAGGGCAGGGGCGAUGCAGCCGACGAGCAGUUUGACAGCCCCAAGAAGAAGUUCAAAUUCAAGUUCCCCAAAAAGCAGCUGGCCGCGCUCACGCAGGCGAUCCGCACCGGCACCAGAACAGGGAAGAAGACGCUGCAGGUGGUGGUGUACGAGGAGGAGGAGGAAGACGGCACCCUGAAGCAGCACAAGGAAGCCCGGCGCUUCGAAAUCCCCAGCUCGCAGCCCGAGGGGGCGCUCGAGGGCCCGGCCCAGAGCUCACGGACCGAGGAGAUCCGGAAGAACACCUACCGGACCUUGGACAGCCUGGAGCAGACCAUCAAACAGCUGGAAAACACCAUCAGCGAGAUGAGCCCCCGAGCCCUCGCCGAUCCGCCACGCGGCCACGGGCCCCCUCCCCACACCCUGCUAGUGCGGGAUGACGUGCCCACUGCCCCAGAGCCCCCCACGCCAGUACCGCCAGCUCCGCGUAAGGGCUCCGGCGGGACCCCCCAGACCAGCAGAAUGCCAGUGCCCCUGACUUCCAAGAGCAGACCCGGGAGCCUGGACAAAGCCGGCAAGCCGUCCAAGCUGCAGGACCCGCGCCAGUACCGCCAGGCCAAUGGAAGUGCUAAGAAAGCUGGUGGGGACUUUAAGCCUACCUCUCCCUCCUUGCCUGCCUCUAAGAUCCCUGCCCUGUCCCCCAGCUCUGGGAAAAGCGGUUCUCUCCCCUCUAGCGGUGACGGCUCCAGCCUCCCUAACGCGCCCGCUCCUAAGCCAUCGGCCGCUUCUAACCCUCUCAGCCCCUCCGCAGGACGGCCCGCCCCCGCCGCCUCCCUCAUCCCCUCCGCCUCUAACGGCGCCUCCAAGUUGGCGCACGCAGGGAAAGGCCAGCACCUGCCGCUGCCCCCGCAGACUCACAACGGCCGCGCCGCCCCUCCCGCGCCCUCCGCCUCCCCCGCCUCCCCCCCCUCCCUGAGUCACGGCGCCAAGGGCGCCCGGACGCUGCUGGGCCCUGGCCUUGCCGGCUACAAGGCGCAGAACGGAGGUUCCAGCAAGACCGCGCCCGUCGCCGCCAAGGAGAGCGCCUAGUCCGGGGCGCCGGGCCGGGAGCACGGAGCCCGCAGCCGCCGCCCGCCUCUCCACCCGGUCGCUGUCGUGAUUCCGCGUGUUGCCCGUCCGUGCCAGUGCCCCCGUGAAGUGAGCGUGUGUCUGUCGCCGGGGAGGGUGAGGCGCAGGUGCGUGCGUGCGUGCGUGCGUGCGAGAGAGACCCGAAGACGCGCGCCAGGCGUGUGAAGCAGCGUGAAGCCGGCAUCGCGCGUGUUUUGUAUGAAACUAUGUUUCCCAUCGGAGACUGGAAGCCAUCAGAGGUGCCCGAGUGUGACUAUACAAAGCGUGAAACAGUCUACGGAAGUUCCUUUUAUUUUAGUGUUAGAGCUUUAUUACAGAUUUCUAUUUUUGUCAGAACUUCAUGGUUCCUUUCGAGAUCUUUUUUGCCAAGACAUUUUGAUACUGGAGCAUCGUACACGCACCUGCCCUGCGCUCCACGCCGAGCGGGCGGGCUGCCGUGGGCGCCUUGGAGAGGGCGCUGGGGACGCUGGCCGGGGGCCGUGCGCUCCGCUUGCUGCCCGCUUCCCUCUCGCUUCCUCCCCUCCCCUCCUCCCCCUCCUCCUCUCCCCGUCCCGUCCUCUCCCGCCUCCUGCUCCCUGUCCCCCUCUUCCCCUCUUCCCCCUCCUCCUCUCCCUCUCCCCCUCCUCCCCCUCCCCCGUCCUCUCCCUCCUCCACUCCCCUCCUCCUCUCCCCCUCCCCGUUCUCUCCCUCCUCCUCCUCUCCCUCCUCCCCCUUUCCCUCCUCCCCUCCUCCUCUCCCCCUCCCUGUCCUCUCCCUCCUCCUCCCCCUUCCCCCUCCUUCUCUCCCUCCUCCCCUCCUCCCGCUCCCUCUCCCCCUCCUCCCCCUCCUCCUCCCUCCUCCUCCCUCCUCCUCCCGCUCCCUUUCCCCCUUCUCCCCCUCCCCCCACUCCCUCUCCUCCCCCUCCCCCUCUUCCUCCUCCUCCCCCUCCCCCGUCCUCUCCCUCCUCCACUCCCCUCCCCCUCCUCCUCUCCCCCUCUCCGUCCUCUCCCUCCUCCUCCUCUCCCUCCUCCCCCUUUCCCUCCUCCCCUCCUCCACUCCCCUCCUCCUCUCCCCCUCCCCGUCCUCUCCCUCCUCCUCCUCUCCCUCCUCCCCCUUUCCCUUCUCCCCUCCUCCUCUCCCCCUCCCUGUCCUCUCCCUCCUCCUCCCCCUUCCCCCUCCUUCUCUCCCUCCUCCCGCUCCCUCUCCCCCUCCUCCCCCUCCUCCUCCCUCCUCCUCCCUCCUCCUCCCUUCCCCCUCUCCCUCCUCCCCUCCCACUCUCCCUCCUCCCCUCUCCCUCCUCCCCUCCCCCUCCUCCCCCUCCUCCCCCUCCUUUUUAAACACAGAUCCUCUCAUCAUGGUCUGCAGCAUCUAACCCCUUCCUUGGUUUUCCGACACCGAGUCAGCCACGCUCUUGCGUUGUGGAUGUGAAAUGCGCAGCGUGCGGUGGUGUACGCGAUGCCGUUCUGUGACUGUAUCCAUAGAGACAGAACCCGAGUCCUGUAGGUGCCGGCACGGAGGAGCCCACACCAAAGUGAAUUUCUAUGCAUGCUCGGCAGGGUCGGGCGCCUGGGCAGGAGGAGCCUCUCCAGACGUUUUUAGAAGCACCAAGUUUGCACAGCGCGAGUGUUUUUGUAAAUAAGUGAAUUUGUACAACAGUCAUGUAAUAUACAGAACUGUAAGCAGAGACUUUGCAAAACGAAAUAAAGGGCUGCAUGCUUA
Messenger RNA from Oryctolagus cuniculus (rabbit), 7207 nucleotides. Its product is annotated as KIAA1217 ortholog. The record is from RefSeq and is a predicted model, not a curated record. Lineage: Eukaryota; Metazoa; Chordata; Mammalia; Lagomorpha; Leporidae. Gene Ontology annotation, cellular component: cytoplasm.